Molecule: messenger RNA, 3478 nt
Organism: Felis catus (domestic cat)
Lineage: Eukaryota; Metazoa; Chordata; Mammalia; Carnivora; Felidae
Gene: NUAK2
Product: NUAK family kinase 2
Exons: 8
Coding region: 1379-2998 (539 amino acids)
Biological process (GO): intracellular signal transduction; protein phosphorylation; microtubule cytoskeleton organization
Cellular component (GO): cytoplasm
Molecular function (GO): tau-protein kinase activity; protein serine/threonine kinase activity; ATP binding
Source: RefSeq, a predicted model, not a curated record
CUUGACACUUCGGUCCUUUCCAGCUCUAAAAUUGACUCAGAGUUUCAUUAGGAUGCGUUUUUCAUUCUGGGAAAUGUGAAACAAGGCUCUGGUGCAAAGUCUACUGUGCCCCAAGAUACCUUUGGGUGAGAGGCCUUUUCAGAAACCUGUCUAGUUAAUUUACGAGAGGGGCGGGUAUAGGCAAUAGAAAUAGUAGUAAUCUGUGGGACCUUGAGCAACUUAUCUCUAUACUCAGUUUCCCCUUCUGCAAAAACAAACAAAACCCCGCAGCCUCCCUCACAAGUUGCUAUUAGAAUUGAAUGAGAUACAGACGUGAAUUUAAAUUGAUCCUGAUACAUAGAAACUGCAGUCAGAACUGAUACUUAUAUCCGGAAAGGCAAGCCCUGAAAGGGUAGCAAAUUUGCCAAAAGUGAGUUAACAAACUUGCACUUAACAUGCAUAGGAAUCACCUGGAGUGCUUCUUUUAAAAUACUUAUUCUUUGGUUCCACUUGCAGAGGAUUUUAUUCCAGAGGUCUAGGACGGGGCCAGAUAACUUGCAUUUCUAGCAAGGUUUUUAGGGCAGGUGAUCUAGGGACUGACUGUUUUGCCACCUUCCAGUGGGUACUGGGUAUGAGACAUGCAUGUGUGUGUGUUUGUCUGUGUGUCCGUGGUUUACCCUAUUGGCUGUGGGAGCAGUCACCUCCCCAGAUUGUUUGCUUUUGCAGCCAGUAACUGGUUUGAAAUUCAAGAAGUCAUUUCAUUGGUGAAGGAGGGUGGAUGCUGGAGAAAGGGAGUGGAUUGUGGCCUCAUCAAUAGGACCAAGUAUGUUUUUCCUGCUAGGGCCUGGCACUGUCCCCAGUUGCCUGCUGCCAGGUUACAGCUAUUGGGCAAUCAUGUACUUCCUGGCUUUCCUUUUCUCUUUCUCUUUCUAUAAAGUGUGAGGGCCCGGUGAGGCUCCAGGCUUGAGACUACUGGGCUCAGGCUUUGUCAGGCGCUCAGCUGGAAAAAAUAGCUGCUCGUAGCAUGUGCCUCUUGUUGAAAGACAGGCUGGGCUGGGGGACUGGGGUGGCCCAGAAACUGGGAAACUGAGAUUGAAGUUGAGAUCCCAUCAGACUCUUGACCUGGGUCACUGUAUGUGCACCUGUGUGUGUGUGUGUGUGUGUGUGUGAGAGAGAGAGAGAGAGAGAGAGAGAGAGAGAGAGAGAGAUUGAUGUCAUUGAUUCUGGAAUGAGAUAAACCAGCUUUCAGUUUUCAAACCUCAUUGGCUGAAGCAGGGAUUCCAGCCCUUAUGACAUCAGAACAGAGAGAAUUCAGAAGGUACUCCCUGGCCUCCCGCAGGGGCCCAAGGUGGCCAUCAAGUCAAUCCGGAAAGACAGAAUCAAAGAUGAGCAAGACUUGAUGCACAUUCGGCGAGAGAUUGAGAUCAUGUCAUCACUCAACCACCCCCACAUCAUUGCCAUCCACGAAGUGUUUGAGAACAGCAGCAAGAUCGUGAUCGUCAUGGAGUACGCCAGCCGGGGCGACCUGUACGACUACAUCAGUGAGCGGCAGCGGCUCAGCGAGCAGGACGCCCGCCAUUUCUUCCGGCAGAUCGUCUCGGCCGUGCACUAUUGCCACCAGAAUGGGGUUGUCCACCGUGAUCUCAAGCUGGAGAAUAUCCUCUUAGAUGCCAAUGGAAAUAUUAAGAUUGCAGACUUUGGGCUCUCCAACCUCUACCGCCAGGGCGAGUUCCUGCAGACGUUCUGUGGGAGCCCCCUGUACGCCUCACCUGAGAUCGUCAACGGGAAACCCUACACGGGCCCAGAGGUGGACAGCUGGUCCUUGGGUGUCCUUCUGUACAUCCUGGUCCAUGGCACCAUGCCCUUUGAUGGGCAGGACCAUAAGACACUGGUGAAACAGAUCAGCAACGGGUCCUACAGGGAGCCGCUUAAACCCUCUGACGCCUGUGGCCUGAUCCGGUGGUUGUUGAUGGUGAACCCCACCCGCCGAGCCACCCUGGAGGAUGUGGCCAGUCACUGGUGGGUCAACUGGGGCUACGCCACCCGCGUGGGGGAGCAGGAGGCUCUGCACGAGGGCGGGCACCCUGGCAGCGACUCUGGCCGGGCCUCCAUGGCUGACUGGCUGCGGCGGUCCUCUCGCCCGCUCCUGGAGAAUGGGGCCAAGGUCUGCAGUUUCUUCAAGCAGCACGCGCCUGGAGGCGGGAGCGUCGCCCCAGGCCUGGAGCGCCAGCAUUCGCUCAAGAAGUCCCGCAAAGAGAACGACGUGGCCCAGUCUCGCCAGGGGGACCUGGCUGACGAUCCCUCUCUCCGCCCCGGCAGGGGCAACCUCAAGCUGCCGAAGGGCAUUCUCAAGAAGAAGGCACCAACCUUGUCAGAAGGGGCAAGGGCAGACCCCGAGCCCAGCCUGGGCCCUGCGAGCCCAGGGCAGGCUGCCCCCCUGCUCCCCAAGAAGGGCAUCCUCAAGAAGUCUCGGCAGCGGGAAUCUGGCUACUACUCCUCUCCGGAACCCAGUGAAUCUGGGGAGCUCCUGGACGCCGGCGAUGUGUUUGUGAGUGGGGACUCUGAGGAGCAGAAGCCCCCCCAGGCCUCAGGGCUGCCCCUCCAUCGCAAAGGCAUCCUCAAACACAACGGCAAGUUCUCCCGCACAGCCCUGGAGCUCCCAACCCCCUCCACCUUCGGCUCCUUGGAUGAACUGGCCUCCCCUCACCCUCUGGCCCGGGCCAGCCGCCCCUCCGGGGCUAUGAGUGAGGACAGCAUCCUGUCCUCUGAGUCAUUUGACCAGCUGGACUUGCCUGAACGGCUCCCCGAGCCCCUGCUGCGGGGCUGUGUGUCUGUGGACAACCUCAUGGGGCUUGAGGAGCCCCCCGCAGAGGGCCCUGGAAGCAGAGGCCUGAGGCGCUGGUGGCAGGACCCCCUGGGGGAUAGCUGCUUUUCCCUGACCGACUGCCAGGAGGUUUUCUCCUCUUUCCCGUCCUCCAAACCGGGCCCAAGCCUCCUGGAGUCGCUGCUAGGGAUCUAAAAGACUCAAAAAGGCUCAGGCUGCUGCUAUCGGACUUCAUCUCAAGGGGCCCAGAUUCCCCUGGACCCCACCUUGGACCUCGAAGACUCUGAACCUCUCUGGCCUCCAAGCUGCUCCUGCUGCUGAGAAUGGAGUGUCUAUUGCUCUGGGCUUUCCGGACCCUGGGAUGCCCUUAUUUAUUUUUAUGUGUUCAGCCCUGUGUUUUUAAAAAAGUGAAUCUAGCUCUUUUCAAUAAUGUGAAUACUAUGUUCUGGGGAAGUCCACUGUGAUGCCUAAGUUUUGUGAACAGGGAGAUAUUUUUGCAGUGAUUCCCUACUGAUCAUGGGGGGAGGGGAUCAAUCACAUGUCCCACUGCACUGUCCGGGAGGGGGUCUCUGGCUCCCUCCCACCAUGCCCUGAUUCUGUCUACCUGAUGGUCCCUCUUCCCUUCCACUGUGGCUAGAAAGAACCCCUGCAUUAAAACCAGAACCGUGGUUGGAA